Molecule: messenger RNA, 2781 nt
Organism: Drosophila innubila
Lineage: Eukaryota; Metazoa; Arthropoda; Insecta; Diptera; Drosophilidae
Exons: 5
Coding region: 441-1904 (487 amino acids)
Source: RefSeq, a predicted model, not a curated record
UGCCCGCCCUUUAGUCAUUGACUAAACGUGCAGCAGUGCGAACACGAACGCGCGCAGAGUCAUUCCGGCUUCGGCUUUACUACAAACUCUAAUAAUUGAUGUUAUCCAGAUAAUACAAGUAUACUUAUUAUCCGUAACGCUUGCAAUAGAUAUCGGUUAGUGUAAUUGUAAUUAAUACAAAACUUUAUCGCUUAUUACGCGGCACGCGCGAAACGAACAGACAAUUUGAAAUAGUGUUUAAAGAGCAAAAGUACAAAAAUAUAAAAUAAAAAUAACGUGAAAUCAAAUUCAAUUUGCAACUACAACGUGCAAACAUUUGAAAUAUGUGCUAAAGUGAAGAAAUAUUAAAAAAAAAAAUAAAUAUAUAUACAUCUUAUAAUAAACACUUGCAAUUAAUAUUCUUGCUGGGAUUAUAAACGUGGAUUAAUCAAGCAAACAAAAUGGUGAACAAACAAUAUACAGCCAACGAUCUGGAGGCUUUUAUGAAAAUCGCCGCCAACUGGCAAAGCACCAAUCACAAUUUGCUGGAGGGUGUCGAUUUAAAGACAGAGAUGACUCAGUAUAUGAACAGUCCGUCGAUGAACAUGUAUAAGAAACGGGAGCGAACACAGAACUGGAAUCAUCAGGAGAAGAAAUACUUGCUGGAUUUGUGCCGCAAGGAUAUGCGCAUCAUUGAGAAUAAACGACUCGAUGCUGGACUUACUGCAGUCAAGAACAAGGCCUGGAAAAUUAUACACCAAAAGUUUUCAAAUCAAUUUGGCACAGAUCGCACCUGCAAUCGUCUCAAGGAACAAUGGCGACGCAUGAAAGCCUGCACACGUAAUGAGAUUCUGGACUAUAAUAAUCGUCUUGCCAGAUUCGGGGCUGAGGUGGCCGAUCGUAAGAAGCCGUCGCCGUUCACCUUUGAGGUUUGGGACUUUAUGCAGGAGGCGAAAAAGGCGUGCAAGUCGGAGGCACUUGAUGGCAUUGACUACUCCAAGAUUCCGUUGGCGCUUGAGGAGGACUUUGAAUAUCGCGAUGACUACAAAUUCAAUGCCGAUGAGCAUGACAUGGAUGACAGCCGCACGCCGCCGCAGGAGCUGUGCGAUGUGGACAUCAAGGAGGAGGAGACUAAUGAGACCUUUAACGAAACGUACAAUAAUCACAGCAAUGAUAUCCACUUAAAUGGCGAACGUCUCAGCGUCUCGCCCAAUCACAGUCGCAACGGUCUGCACGAUGCUGAGAGUCCUGUCGCUGCCGCUGCCGCCGCGCUGGACACGAGUGCCGUUGGAGGCGCCUUUAUGCCACCCACUGGCGGUGAUAUGUCCGGCUUUCAGCCCAGCUUUAACAUGAACAACAUAUCCGCAACGCUGGAGGCACUCAACGCCUUGCGUAGUGGACAAUUCCCAAGUGCAGCGGCCGCAGCAGCAGCUGCCAUACAACAGCAUCAGGCUCAAGCGGUGGCACUGCAACAACAGCAGCAGCAGCAACAGCAACAUAACAACAAUAACAAUAACAAUGAGGAUGAUGAUGAGCUGCCCAAACCAAUGGCCAAGCGCCAGCGCACCAGCAGCAGCAGUCUGGCCAGCGAGGAGCAAGCGACAACGUUGCCACUUCCAUUGUCCACAACAGUGCCACAAUCCACCGAGAGUCAAGCGCUGGAGCGCAGUGUCAGCGGAGUGGGCGUAGGCGUGGUCGGUGGCAGCAACAGCAGCGGCAGCAACAGCAGUGCAACCACAACUGCUGGCAACUCCUUCGAGCUGCGUCUGUUCAUGGAGAUGCAGAGCAAGGAGCACAUGAUGCGCAUGAAGAUACUCGAGGUGCAAUUGCAGGCGGCCAAACAUAGUCGCGAUCUCGUGGAGAUCAACAAGACGCUGGCGCUGCAGAAGCUACAGGAAUUGGCCAGCAAGCGAUUGCCCAGUUAGAGACGCGUUUUUUGGCUUGUUAAUUGCUUGAUUAUCAUCAUAAUCAUCAAAAAUCAUGGAUCAUCAUCGUUUUGGAUCGAUCGUUGUUUUAGUUGUAGACUGUAACUUUGUAGCACUUAGCACAUACAUAUAUAUAUAUAAAUAUAUAUAUAUAUAGCACAUAGGGCGUAGCUAAAGUUAAAGUUUAGACUAAGUAUAUGAUUUUGUAAACAAAAACAAAAACAGACACAGAUACACACACACACACAAACAGUUACAAUUGAGCUGCAUUCACAACAUUCCUGGCAUUGUUUUUGACCAGUAUUUAAAAGCUAGAAGCAUAUAUAAACACACACCUCCACACACACACACACACACACACACACAUAGAUUGGCAGCUCUUUUCAAUUGCAGCUGCAAAGGCGCACAAAAGUAUGCCAUAUUAUUUUAAAAUUAUUCAAAGCACUUCUCCCCCUUUCACACACACACACACACACUCAGCAGCCCAUGCAUACAGCCUACCUCACACACAUACACAACACCCACACAUAGCUGUUGUGUUGGGGGAGAGUGGCAAAAGUAGGCGUAUUUUGGGGCUCUGCACUUGACCAAGUCAAGUGAAUUUUUGAAUACGCCCGCGCCUGCAUUAAAGUUUUUAGUUUGUACUUAGUUCUAGUUGUAUUUGUAGUUGUAUUUGUACUUGUAACUCUUCUCCAAGUUGCUCAAAUGUACACACACACACACGCACACACACAUACACUGACACAAACUACUUACCACAAAUGUAUUUUAAAAUGUACUUAUACUUAUUUUUGACUUCAGUUCGACUAACGAAAUGCACAAUAUCUUUUUAUCUUUAUCUUAUUGUAGACCUAAGUUACUCACACACACACACACA